AUGGAGAUGCUUCGCAAGAAACCAGUGAUUGUGAGACGAGUCUUCGCUGAUGGACUAGAGCAUGAGUUCGCGUUGAUUAGGAGUGCGAUUCUUAUGUAUCCUUUCGUCUCGGUGGAUACCGAAUACCCCGGUACUAUCUUUAAACCCUGUAAACAAAUCAUCCAACAAAAUAACCCGGCUAUCAACUACGAGUAUAUGAAAUCCAAUGUUGAUGCGCUAGAGUUAAUCCAACUCGGGUUAACCCUUUCAAACUCCGAGGGUAAUUUACCGGAUUUUGGUACUGCAUGUUGCUAUGUUUGGGAGUUUAAUUUCAAAGACUUUGAUGUUGAUGAGGAUGACUGUGAUAAGGAAUCGAUUGAAUUACUGAAGCGGCAAGGUAUUGACUUUGUGAAGAAUAGAGAGAAGGGCAUUGCAUCUAGUGAUUUUGCGAUGUUGAUGUGGAAUUCGGGGUUGUUCUCUAAUUGUUUUGGAGGUUUAACAUGGCUUACCUUCCAUGGUGCUUACGAUUUUGGAUUCUUGAUGAAAAUCCUAACUCAACGACCACUACCGGUUGAUAUUCAUUGUUUUAUGAGACAAUUGGUUUUUAUUUUUGGUGGUAAAAUUUUUGACAUCAAACACACGUUUAAGUUCUUCGGCUUGUUUGGUGGUUUGGAGAAGGUGGCGGGAAUGUUAAAUGUCACUCGUCUAACUGGAUCGACCCAUCAAGCAGGAUCCGACAGUCUGCUUACACUUCAGUGUUUCAUGGAGAUGAAGAAAUCAAGAGUUUUUGAAUUCAACCAAAGUCCUAACAUGCUACCUGCACUUGCACUGUAUGGCCUGAUUUCAAUUUUGGAAUGA
Molecule: messenger RNA, 837 nt
Organism: Hibiscus syriacus
Lineage: Eukaryota; Viridiplantae; Streptophyta; Magnoliopsida; Malvales; Malvaceae
Product: probable CCR4-associated factor 1 homolog 11
Exons: 1
Coding region: 1-837 (278 amino acids)
Cellular component (GO): CCR4-NOT complex; P-body; CCR4-NOT core complex
Molecular function (GO): poly(A)-specific ribonuclease activity; nucleic acid binding
Source: RefSeq, a predicted model, not a curated record